UUCAACCAAACUACAUCAACACCUUCAAGAAAUGGCCUCAAAUGAAUCUAACACUAUUCUGAAAGAAAACAGCAAAACUAGCACAUAUCCGGUGUGUCCUGUUGCCAACUUCCCUCCUCCUAUGUGGGAUGAUCGUUUAUUGUCAUUAACUAUUGACUAUUCGGAGUUCGAAGCAUAUGCAAAAGCCAUUGACGAGCCAAAUGAAGAGCUGAGAAGAUUGAUAAUUAGUCUAAACAUGGAUUCAAAUGCGAAAUUAUGUUUGAUCAAUUAUGUGUACCCUCUUGGCCUUAGAUAUAUGUUUCGGGAAGUGAUUGAAUGUCAACUUGACAAACUUUUCAAGGAGCUGAACAUGGAAGAUUAUGAUCAAGCUUUUACACAACUUCGAUCAACAUCUAAGUUUUCUGACAAGAUGGUUAUAAAUUGUCUUGUGUUCAAAGAUAGCUCAGGUAAAUUCAAGGAAUAUAUUACAGCUGAUCUGAGGGGCAUGUUAAGUUUUUCUGAAUCUACACAACUGAGAAUAAGAGGAGAAUCUAUUUUAGAUGAAGCCUUCAUCUUCAUAGAAACUCAGCUUGUAGAUGUAGUAGACACUCUAGAAAGUAAUCUUGCACGGCAGGUGAGACAUGCGUUGAGCAGUCCUUCUCAUUGA
This is a messenger RNA of Lactuca virosa, 646 nucleotides long. The record is from the annotation of a GenBank genome assembly. NCBI's taxonomy places the organism in Eukaryota, Viridiplantae, Streptophyta, Magnoliopsida, Asterales, Asteraceae.